This is a messenger RNA of Bursaphelenchus xylophilus (pine wood nematode), 4293 nucleotides long. The record is from the annotation of a GenBank genome assembly. NCBI's taxonomy places the organism in Eukaryota, Metazoa, Nematoda, Chromadorea, Rhabditida, Aphelenchoididae.
AUGUCAACUUGUCGGCCAGCCAGUCAAACAAUUUUACAAACUGGCUAUGAAAAUUCUUUAACUGAUCUGCCCCAGAUCAAGGUAAGCCAAAUAUAAGAACAUGAACUCUCCUUUUGCGUCCCGCCACGUCUUCCCUGACUAAUAAAAAAAAUAUUUUUUCGUGGAUCAAGAAAAAGAUUGGAGCACAAUAAAUUGAUGUAUAGAAGGUGUAUGUCAUGGGACUGUGCAAAUGUCCAAAGAGAAGAGCGACUAACUUAUUUUGUUUCGAACAUAGGGUCAAUGUCUGCGAACAUUGCUUGGUUGAUGUCCAUGAAGCCGUGAGUACUCUCUUGUUUUUGUUUAUCUUCGGUUUAGUGUGUGGUGCAGUCGUAUUUAUCUUGGUUGACUGACAGUGAUUAUGAUACGAAAUGUCUUCUUUGUUCAGAAUCUUUGGCUUCGAAGGAAACCGUUAGAUUAAAAUGCCUUCGUAAGUUAAAAAUUUUUUGUGGAAAAGUUUAGAUAAUUUCCAUUGGAGUUGUAUGAGUACCCGGGUUGGAAAUCUGCCAGAAGGUACUCCUCCGACCACCUUCAAAUGUCCGAUAUGUUUGGAUUCCAUUUUUCCUUCUGCUAAUCAGACAUCUCCAGUAAUCGAAAGAUUGAAGGAGAAGCUGAGUUCUGUCAAUUGGGGACGCAUUGGUCUAGGUUUGGAGCCUGUAAGACUUUUGUAUUUCUUGCGAAUAACUUAGGUUGACCUUUUUUUGAUUAUUUGUGCAAAUUUCAGAAGAAAGGGCUUGACAUUGUAACAGAAGACAGACAUUACCCGAAGAAAUCGUUUGCUGUGAAUAUUGGGUACGAUCUUAGACCGAGUGUACAAACAACCUGUAGGUUCAACUUCUAGGAAAAGUUACGGGGUUUUUUUUUCAAUUGCUUUUAGCUCGUGUAAAGCAAGGGAAUUUGCCAAUUGAAAGCCGCCCCCUUCAAGAUGAUAGCGAUCAUGUGGACAUAAAAUAUGUAAAGAGGCAAUCAACUAUGAGGUAAUAUAUUGGUGAAACUUCCGGGUUCUGGGUCAUUCCUAAAGUGGAAUCCAAUAUUUUAUGUUCACGAUUGAAACUUUAGAUUUGGCCGAUUCUCCAAAACAGUGAAAAGAAGUUUGGUUAUAUUAUUGGUCCUUGGUGGAUUCUAUUUGGUCCUCUUGAUGUUCUCUGGUAGAGAUUCCAAUGAGAAUGAGAGUCUUUUUGAUCCCCAUGCCAAUCCUAAUAUCCGGGUGGAGCCAAAUAAUUUAUGAAGUAUAAUAUUGUAUAAUCUAUUUUUACCUGAAGUUGUGAUACUAACACGCUGAUGUCGCGGCUUGUUAAUAAAAUAAAUUAUUUUUGGUGGUUUACACUAAAGAGUGGUUGAAAGCCAUCAUUAUUAUUUUUCCAAGUCCUUAGCGCAAAAUAUUAGACAUCUACGAUUUGCUUAGUUAAGGUCUAAGUCUUUACAGAUGUUGUCCACGGGAAAACUAGCCCAUCGAGUUUGGGCAGUUGGGGCUCGGGGGCCUGUCAGAUUCCAGCAAACUAAAGCGCCGCAGAAGUUCGAAGUGUUCAUCGAUGAUAAGAAGGUGUUAGUCGAUCCUGGAAUGACCAUCCUUCAGGUAAUUUUAUUCGCUUAAUGAAAUACUUGAUGUUUAGGCCUGUGCUCUGGUUGGGGUAGACAUCCCCAGGUUCUGUUAUCACGACCGUUUAUCCAUUGCUGGUAACUGCCGAAUGUGCUUAGUGGAGGUGGAGAAGUCAAUCAAGCCUGUGGCCUCUUGUGCUAUGCCGGUUAUGAAUGGGAUGAAGGUUAAAACUAAUUCGGCAAUUUCAAAGAAGGCCCGAGAAGGAGUCAUGGAGUUUCUUUUAGUUAAUCAUCCUCUCGAUUGUCCCAUUUGUGAUCAGGUAUGUUGUUCUUAACUGCUUUAAACUGCAUUGCAGGGAGGUGAAUGUGAUUUGCAAGAUCAGUCUAUGAAUUUUGGAUCCGAUCGGUCGCGUCUUCAAAACGAAUUCGAUGGGAAAAGAGGAGUCGAGGACAAAGAUAUUGGACCCCUGGUAAAGACAAUCAUGAACAGAUGCAUCCAAUGUACUCGCUGCGUUCGUUUCGCCAAUGAAGUUGCUGGGGUUCCCGACUUGGGAACUACUGGACGAGGAUCGGACAUGCAGAUUGGUACUUACGUGGAGAAGUUGUUCGCUUCCGAGCUCUCGGGUAAUGUGAUCGACCUUUGUCCUGUCGGCGCUUUGACUCAUAAACCUGGAAGGUAAAAAUACUUUAAUUUUAAUAUUUUUUUUAGUUUUAUGUCCCGGCCAUGGGAAAACCGAAAGACUGAGUCUAUUGAUGUGAUGGAUGCGGUCGGAUCGAACAUCGUGGUCAAUCACAGAACCGGCGAAGUCAUGAGAAUCAUCCCUAAAAUGAAUGAUGUAAGUGUUUAUCAUUUUAUAUUGACCACGUUUAGGAUGUGAACGAAGAAUGGAUUAGCGACAAAGCUCGGUUUGUUGUUGAUGGACUGAAGAGACAAAGACUUCUCACUCCAUUUACUAAGACCCCCUUAGGACUUGAACAAACUUCAUGGGAAGAUGCUCUUUUCUCUGUGGCUCAGAAGUUCAGGCAGCUUUCUAAGGAAGGAAGCGCCGUCGCCGGGGUUGUUGGUGGUCUAGUGGAAGCAGGUGUGUGACAAGGGGUGAAUGUAUGGUCUUUUAGAGUCUCUUGUCUCCUUAAAAGAUUUACUUAAUCGAUUUGGAUCCGAGAAUUUCUUCACCGAGGAAUCCUAUUUUUUCAACUCUGACCUGAGGUGAGCCGCUGGUACAAUAAUAAUGCUUUUGUAGGGCAAAUUACUUGCUAAACGACCGUCUGACUUCUGUGGAAAAUGCGGACUUUGUUCUCUUGGUUGGUACUAAUCCAAGAUAUGAAGCCCCGGUGUUUAAUGCCCGAAUCAGAAAAGCGUUCCUCCAUACUGAUGUGGAAAUUGGGGUGAUUGGAUCCCAGGUUAAUUUGACUUAUGAUUAUCAUUAUCUUGGGGACAGUGCUAAGGCUGUAAAUGAUGUCAUCGAAGGGUCUUCGGAGUUUGGAAAGGUUUGUGUUUACAUUUAGCCGUUAUCGGCCAUCUUUUAGGGUCUUUUGUCUGCCAAGAGACCAGUGAUUGUUGUUGGAGUUGACGCUUUGCAAGGAGCUGAGGGAGCCAAGCUUCACUCACAACUACUUAAAUUGUCAGAGAAAUUGAGAAAGAAUGGAGGCAAGUUUUUUAAAUAUGUCGUUGUCCGCAAAAAGUUCUCGUUGGCCGCAAUGGAAAUAUCUUUUGUCCAUAAGUUAACACAUUUUUGUGUAAACCUUUUGACUAGUAGGGUGUUCUACUCUUACUCCUGGUAAUUCACGGGUUAAACGAGCACUCAGGAUAUAACAUCUGAUGAUGUUGUACAUGAUAUCAGUGAUUAUUCGACUAAAACCAUGUCGAUUUUUAUACAUUCUUUUAUCCGGUAUACUAGAAGAGUUUUUUUCAUUUUAAACACCAAUUGGAUGCCUUCUUGGGUGCCUUUCUAAAAUUUAUUUCAUUUGCGGACAUUGAAAGGCGCGUCCUUCUGUUAAAUACAUUAUCUUUUAGCAGAAACAGUCGGAUUCAAUGUCCUCCAACGAAAUGCCGCCCAAGUUGCCGCUCUUGACAUUGGAUUUAGGAGUUUGCAUAAAUUGGGUGCCGACGAGAAGAAGAAGAUCAAGCUGUUGUAUCUUUUGGGAUCGGAUGAGACUGGUUUGAGGAGAGAAGACUUCCAUCCAGACGUCUUCGUAAUCUACCAAGGCCAUCAUGGAGACCACGGUGCCUCCAUCGCCGACCUUGUUCUUCCUGGAGCGGCCUACACAGAGAAAGCAGGUACCUAUGUCAACACCGAAGGACGCCCACAGCGCACAUACCCAGCAGUUCCACCUCCUGGGGAUUCCCGCCCGGAUUGGAAGAUUAUCCGUGCUUUGAGUGAGAUCGCUGGAGUUAAGCUACCUUACGAUACGAUCGAAGAAGUUCGAGAGCGAUUAAGCCAAGUAGCCCCGCAUUUGGUGAGAUAUGGCCAAGUGGAGACUAGUGGUCUUCUUGACCUGACGUCUCAACUUGCGACAAAUGAAUCGUCAUCUCAGCCUCUCCAUGUCCGUCAGACCAAUUUAGCCGACUUUUAUGUUACCAAUGCGGUGACAAGGGCCUCGCCCACCAUGGCUGAAUGUGUUCGAUCGUCUCGUGCUAAUGUCUCCAAUCCCCACUUGGACGUACCAUUCAUUGAGGCUGCUGCUCAAGGUGUUGCAUUGGCUUCCAAAACAUACUAG